Messenger RNA from Exophiala oligosperma, 405 nucleotides. RefSeq lists its product as uncharacterized. The coding region runs from base 1 to 405 and encodes 134 amino acids. NCBI's taxonomy places the organism in Eukaryota, Fungi, Ascomycota, Eurotiomycetes, Chaetothyriales, Herpotrichiellaceae. The record is from RefSeq and is a predicted model, not a curated record. The transcript has 2 exons.
AUGACAAUCAAGAUCCUGACAAAACGAUACAUCAUCGUCGAACCUCUCGCCCAAGUUCAAGGCCAGAACGAAUUGGUCCUGAGCAAUCAUGUGGACAUUGUCGAGGCACAAACCAUCUCCUCGCUGGUCGAGGUCAGCCACCGGGAUGAGAAUGACGACUCGAACAAGAAGCUGAUGCUGGAGCGAUACUGGAGACAGACAUACGAUAUGAAACAAAAGGGCGACAAUGCCUUGAGCAAACUAAGACGAUUUUGUAUCUGCGGUGGUUAUGGUGACCCCAAUACGGAGAUGUAUCAACGCCUAAAGGUUGGCUGCGGCGUGUGGAAUCAUCAUGCAUGCCUGAUUAGGGCUAUGGAAGAGACGGCAUGGGCGAAGUUCCAAAAGGAGGUUCAUCUCGUCAUAUGA